Elaeis guineensis (African oil palm) is the source of this 1853-nucleotide messenger RNA. Its product is annotated as polypyrimidine tract-binding protein homolog 3. Gene Ontology annotation, biological process: mRNA processing. Gene Ontology annotation, cellular component: nucleus. NCBI's taxonomy places the organism in Eukaryota, Viridiplantae, Streptophyta, Magnoliopsida, Arecales, Arecaceae. Gene Ontology annotation, molecular function: RNA binding. The record is from RefSeq and is a predicted model, not a curated record.
AAGAUCCAGAGCUAGGGCAAGGGGAGGGGACGCACCGUUGCGCCGUUGGAGCCCGAUCUCGUCUUCCGAUCCGCCAUUUCUAGGGUUCGAAAGAGAGCCGGAGGGGGAGAGAGAGGGGUGGAGAAAAACCCCAGCCAAACCUCAUGCUUUUGGAUUUUGUUUAGCUAGCUCAGCUUCCAACUCCUCGGAACCCUCGCAGAUCCUUGGAGCUUUCGUCUCUCAAGAAGAGAUCGAGCGAGGAUGACGGAGCCCUCCAAAGUCAUUCACAUUCGUAAUGUUGGGCAUGAAAUAUCGGAGAACGACCUUCUUCAGUUAGUGCAGCCAUUUGGCCCUGUCAAUAAGCUUGUGAUGUUACGGGCUAAAAAUCAGGCUCUUCUCCAGAUGCAUGAUUUGCCUUCUGCUGUUAAUGUCCUGCAGUACUACUCAAAUGUUCAACCAAGUGUCAGGGGAAGGAAUGUUUACAUCCAAUUUUCUUCGCAUCAGGAGUUGACUACAGCAGACCAGAACUCUCAAGGACGAAGGGGUGAUCAGGAUUCACAACCCAACCGAAUCCUCUUAGUUACAAUUCAUCACAUGCUCUAUCCUAUAACAGUGGAAGUUCUGCAUCAAGUGUUUUCUCCUCAUGGAUUUGUAGAGAAGAUUGUCACAUUUCAGAAGUCAGCUGGUUUUCAAGCCCUUAUCCAGUAUCAAUCACGACAGAGUGCUCUGCAAGCAAGAACUGCUUUGCAAGGGCGCAAUAUAUAUGAUGGUUGCUGUCAGCUAGAUAUACAGUUUUCCAAUCUCAACGAGUUGCAAGUUAAUUACAACAACGAGCGGUCUAGAGAUUUCACAAAUCCAUCAUUGCCUACCGAACAGAGAGGAAGAUCAUCACAGUCUGGAUAUGGUGAUGCUGGGGGUCUGUACGCACUCCAACCUGGGGCAAGAGUUGCAUUUGCACAGGUGAGCAUUUCUCAGCCAACUAUGGGCAAUGCUGCGGCAAUUGCAGCUGCAUUUGGUGGUGGUUUGCCUCCUGGAAUAAGUGGUACUAAUGACAGGUGCACAAUCUUAGUCACUAAUUUGAAUCCUGAUAAAAUUGAUGAGGACAAGCUUUUUAAUUUGUUUUCAAUAUAUGGCAACAUCAUAAGAAUCAAGCUACUGCGUAAUAAACCAGAUCAUGCACUUGUUCAAAUGGGGGAUGGAUUUCAGGCUGAAUUGGCUGUACAUUUCUUGAAGGGUGCAAUUUUGUUUGGGAAGAGGAUGGAGGUGAAUUUCUCUAAGUAUCCGAACAUCACGCCUUCCCCCGACACCCAUGAGUAUGCUGGGUCCAGCCUUAACCGCUUCAACAACAAUGCAGUUAAAAAUUACCGAUAUUGUUGUGCCCCAACCAAAAUGAUCCAUGUUUCAGCUCUUCCUCAAGACAUCGCAGAGGAUGAAAUUGUAACUCACCUGGAGGAGCAUGGCACAAUUGUGAACAGCAAAAUUUUUGAGGUCAAUGGGAAGAAGCAGGCCCUGGUUCUGUUUGAGAAUGAGGAACAGGCUACCGAGGCUCUUGUAUGUAAGCAUGCAAGCACCAUUGACCGGUCAGUCAUUCGGAUUUCCUUCUCCCAGCUCCAGAGUAUUUAAACCUUGGAGAUAUAUGGGAGAAAAUGGUGGGUGUGCACUUUUUUUCUCUUGUUCUUGGUGUUAGCAAACAUUGAUUGUCAUCGGAAGAUGGCUGUGGCACAUUUUUGAAUUUGUAUUUUAAGUUAGGUUUUUAUGACAAUUCAGAAUGACCAUGUGUUCUAUUGGUAUGUAUUUCUUCGAUCCUAGGCAUCUUUGACAGUAUGAGUGGUGUCAACUUUGCUUAAUUAAGAGGCUUCUUUUUUUCAUGGUUA